Tetranychus urticae (two-spotted spider mite) is the source of this 3276-nucleotide messenger RNA. RefSeq lists its product as uncharacterized. The record is from RefSeq and is a predicted model, not a curated record. Lineage: Eukaryota; Metazoa; Arthropoda; Arachnida; Trombidiformes; Tetranychidae.
UUAAAAAAUUUGAAUUUACCUCUCAUUUAUUUAAAAGAAGUCAUUGGUCAGAAUCAAACCCAAGCGUUUGCUGUUUGUUUCUCUCUGAUCAUGCAGUUUCAAUGGGACUUUAAAUGUGAUGAUUCCUGUCAUUUCUGGGAUUCGCUUUAGGAGUUAAGGAUUAAAUGUUUAGGAUUAUUAUAAAGUGUCUAUGAUUGGUUGAUCAGCUGAGAUGCGAAUCAUCAAGCAAGAUAAUCGUAACUUUAAUCUGGAUUUUGAUGACUUCGAUUAUGAACCCAAUUUCCCAAAGAUUUUGACCAACCAACCUUUACCAGAUUAUGACAAGUUUUGGAGCAACUGGUUCUCAAGUUCCUGGUUUAAAGAAAUGUUAAGAUUGAUGUUAAAUCCUCGCAUCUCCUCGCCUACCAAAAUCCCUUCUUAGUCAGUAUAACGGCGAUUUCAAUUGUUACCAGUUAAUCAUGAACAGCCAGUGUAAAUCUCAAUAACAUCGCUCAACUUCUUCGAGAAUCUCUACCAAGAAGCAACUAUUAAUGUUUAUGUUUACCCAAUUUUGAUGAUUCUUCACGUUUUAAUUCAGGAUUUCCCUGUUGACGCUCAUGAUCAAAUUUCUGAGUCACUUUUGAAUCAUUUAACUGUUAAUAGCUAAAUUUGGAAGUAAAUUUUGAAACAUUUGGCAAUAAGAUACCUUUUUAUGGUUAAAUCUUAUGAGUUGAGUCUUAAUUUGUCGCUUGAUUCUAUUCGAGCUUCCGUUUGUCUUCUAAUCAUUUGUUCUCGAUAUUUUAACGUUUUAACUUUUCAAUAUAAUUGAAGUGAGCUCAAGUAAUUAUUGUCAGUGAUUAUUACCAUUUAAACGUAUUUUAAUCAAAAUAAUGUCAACGCCAAUCAAAACAUUAUUUCUAGCAAGGGUUAACCAAAAGUAACAUUUCUUGAAGAUACAUGCGAAACAUUGAAGAGCCCUUAAGUGAUGAUUGCUAUUAUUUAAUGGAGAUGAUAAUGGUAAUGAUGAUCGGUGCAGGCAACAUAAUUUUACUUUUGUUACCCCUUAAUUUUACAAUUAAUGAAAACAAUUACCUUAAUCAUUUCUUCCUUCCUGCCUUGUUACCUAAAAGCAAGUUACUGUCAACUUAAUCGAUUGUGAUUCUUGCAAUCAAUAUGCUUUCAUUAAUUGACUGUGGAAUUGGAAAUGAGUGGGAAAAAAGGACAGAAAAGCAUAUCCAAGGAAGGAACAAUUUGUUUAGUUGAAUUAAAUUAUAAUUUAAAGAUAGUUUUAUAGCAACAAAUAAAAUGAAAUCAACAUGAAACGUUAUCUCUUUCAAAUGUUGAAUUGGUUUUCGUUAUUUGUAUGCCUACUCGUCUGUACCGAAAACAGUUUACAUGUCUGUUGUCAAUAUAUCAAUUAGAAGCGACAAAACGAACAAAUGAACCAAAUCGAUGUAUAAACGGUUAUCAGUGACAAUCGCAAGUUUCAGUUUUGGUUAACAUUUCAGCGAGUAACAUACAAAUUGGUAGACAAGACUUUAUGCUAUUGGGGAGACAAAAGGAGUGAAUAACACUUUGACUCAUCUUUCUUUGUAUUUUACUUUUCUUCUUUGUAAACAUUUGCAAAUAAAUAUCUUUGUUAUUGAAUAGUGUCCAUUUCGGAUUAAUUAUUGACUAUUGUGUUGAUCACCGGAAUAUCAAAUUAAUAUGCUGGUGAACUCUGUAUCCAUAAAGAUUGGAUACCUUCUGUUAAUUUCCUUCAAUGGCUAUCUGGUUAAUGGUGAAAAAGGUGGUGCCAAUAUUGUUAUCCAAGGUAAAUCAGAAGGCUCUGGUGGAGGCCAAGUGAUUGUAAAUGCACCCAAAAAGGGUCCUCAAAAUAUUGUGGUUCGUGAUUAUGGAGGAACCGUUGUGUUAAAUAGCCAUAAGAAAGGUGGAGCUAACAUUGUGAUUAACAGCCAUGGUGAGAAGAAACCUCAUCAUAGUCACCAUCAUGCACCUCAUCAUCACCAUGCUCUUCAUGAUUAUGAAUCGCCAAAAAUGAUGCCCAUGUUAGGUGAAGCUGGUUCAUCAUCAUCGGCUAUUCCAGCUUUUGGUACAAGAACAGUUAAACCUUAUGACUCGGAGGAAGUGGCAGAAGAACCCACUCCAGCUGUGACAAGAAAACGAAAAGGAAAUAAAUCAAGGAAGCUUAAGAAAAAGGCAAAAGUUGUUCAAGAACAAAGUGAAUCUGAAGAAGUUGUAAGACCCAAGAUUCGUGGUCGAUCAAAAGGUGACUCUGAGUCGGAGACUGAAACUGGAUCCGAAGAUGAUUCUCAAUCAGAUGCCUAUUCACCUUCAGUUGCUGAAGAGGACCCAUACGCUAAUUACCGUGACGGACCUGGACCUAUUCCUCAAUCAGAUAGAAAAGGAUUAAGAGAGUUGGAGAAAGGUGUUGAAUAUGGAGUCGAAGCACAAGUAGAACAACAAAUUGAAGAGCAAAUUGCCCAAGGUUUACUUGGACAGUUGCCUGAUGACGAAUCAUCUGACUCUGGAUCACCGGCAUCAUCUUCUGGCUCUUCUGGUUCCUCCCCAGGAUCAUCUUCAGGUUCAUCUUCUGGUGAUACAUUUGGUUUCGCUGGUGACUCUGGAUCCGACUCUGGAUCUGACUCUCCUGGCUAUUUUGCAUCUUCAUUCCCAUCCAGUGACCCUUUCAAUUCGGACGCUUUGAAAGGACUCUCUUUAAGUGACGCUCUUUUUGGUUCUGACAAGGAUUCUGGUUCUUCAGACUCGGGGUUAAUGGAUUUACCUUGGUCAAGAAAGUGAUUCGUACAAAAUGGAAACUACAAAUCUUUAAAUAAAUAGCUGCUCAUCAUUGCUCAAGAUCCAAUUCGAGUUCGGGUUCGAGUUCAGGCUCUUUUCAAUCUUUACUCAUACUUUUCUUCUCAUCUUUUACAUUAAUUUCAAUCAUUUCUGCUUUGAAUCGUUUCUCACUAUCCAUUUUCAAUUCAUUUUUAGCUAUUCUGGACAAUUCUUUUCUUCUAAUGAAGUGCUCCACCUGAAAUGGGGAUAAUUAAGAUGUGCAAGCUUUAAAAGCAAUCAAGUCGGAGAUGGUAAUGAUGAGGAACGGAGAGGCAACACCAUAUAUGACAACAAAAAUUAGCAUCAUCAACAAAGAAAAUAAAAGUGCAAGAAUCAGGCUACCAAACCAUUACAAUCUAAUCAUCAUGAGAAAUUGAACUAAUCAGCAUCAUCAUUCUAAAUGUAAAUAAAAGAUAUUCAACAUUCAUCAAGUAGACGGCAUGAAAGCUCAAAACAAUG